GAGAUUCGAACUCGGAUCGCCGGAUUCAGACUCCAGAGUGCUCACCAUUACACCAUGGAACCACGACCAGCCCACAGCUUCACCGCCAGUCACUCCCGCCCCCGCUGUCGGAAAAGAGGCGGAGACGCAGCCCAGCCAAUGGCGUCGCUGCUCAUUUGCAUUUCCCGUUCUUUCCUCGCUGGGGCCCAUUCAGGGAACAAAAGGAGAGGUUCUUCGGGAGGGCGGGCCCAGGCCCGUUGCUUAGGAGAAGUGGGAGGAGCCUUUCCUCCUCGCUCCAGCUUUUCCAACCCCUCCCUUUCCCGGGUCGGGUUAACCCUUGAAUUCCCAGGCUCGACUCUGUUUGCUUUUGUUUUCUUUCUCCUCUCUGCGAAAUAAUUCAGGUUUAUUUUUUUUAAUUCCGAUUUUUAUCUUUUUUCGCUUCUCCCCUUUUUCUCCCAGGUCCUGGAACGUCGAUCCAGCCGGCGGUGGCAGCCCCCAAAAGGUUUGUAUUCGGCUGGCUCCGUUUGCAACCUUGGCGGAGCAUUGAGGAAUGAAAAAAAUGCAAGGAGGAGAUGGCGGCGGCUGGUUAGUCUCUGGGAGCCGGUCUCGCCUGGUGGUUAAGGCGCACCAGGCUAGAAACUGGGCGACGCAUGGACGCUGCCCGACAGGACGCUGCCCUUUUGUACGUGGUGCAAUCCGGCACGCUGAUGAUGGAGUACUUACGAGCCCGUGGCGAAGCCUCUUCGGCCGCAGCCUCCCGCCGCCGGUGGGCCUUCCUGCACUCCCUACAGCGGCGAGGAGCGGAGGAGGAUGGAGAAGACGAGCUGGAGGAGGAGAAGGAAGAGGAGGAGGAAGAGGAGGAGGAGGAGGAGGAAGGAGAAGAAGAAGAGGAUGCCGAAGAGGAAGAGGUCUUCCUGGCCAGACAGACCCGCAGCGCCGGCUUCCGGCGCGGGGGACGCCUGCGUUCGGUCGAAAGACGCUUCUGGGCUCGGCCGCGCAGCACCGAGUGGUGGGACCGGACGGUUCUGGAGACCUGGGACGAUAGCAAGUGGCUGCAGAACUUCAGGAUGCGCAAGGCGACCUUCUUGGACCUCUGCGCCCGGCUGUCCCCGGCCUUGCAGCGCCAGAAGACCCGGAUGCGGAUCCCGCUGAGCGUGGAGAAGCGAGUGGCCAUCGCCAUUUGGAAGCUGGCCACCUCCGUCUGUUACCGCGACGUAGGCAACCAGUUCGGCGUUGGCAGGUCCACCGCCGGCUCGGUGGUGCUGGAAGUCUGCCGGGCCAUUCAGAGGGUGUUGAUGCGUUCCACGGUGAACGUGGGGAACAGCCUGGCGGACACCGUCGGGGGCUUUGAGGCCAGGGGGUUCCCCAACUGUAUGGGCGUGGUGGGCACCACGCACAUGCCCAUCUUGUGUCCUCCUCACCAGGCGUCGGAGUACGUCAACACCAAGGGCUACUACUCCAUGGCCUUGCAAGCUUUGGUGGACUAUCAAGGGAAGUUCACCCAUCUGAGCGCGGGGUGGCCCGGCAAGACUCACGAAGCCAAGAUCUUCAACAAGUCCACCUUGUUCACCAAAGGGCAGGAAGGGACACUUUUUCCUCCCGCUCCCGUGGAGAUCAGCGGCGUAUCGGUCCCUCGCGUCAUCCUUGGAGGGCCGGCCUACCCUCUCCUUCCAUGGUUGAUGGUGCCCUACACUGAAGAUCUGGAUGAGGUCAAGGAGUCCUUCAACGCCAUGCUGAGCCGAUGCCAGGAGCCCUUGGAAGAAGCCUUCAGCCGUCUGAAGGGCCGGUGGCGCUGCCUGACCGGGCGCAACGACUGCGCGGUGGAGAAUCUUCCCCGCCUCAUCUCGGCCUGUUGCGUCCUGCACAACAUCUGUGAGGAGAAAGGGGAGGCCUACGAGGAGAAGUGGGAAGCUGAGGCCAAGCAGCUGGCCGCCACGUUCGAACAGCCCCUGCAGCGCCCCGAUACGCGCAUUAAACCCGCCGCUCGGUCCGAGAAGGUCCGGGAUGCUCUCUGCGCGUACAUCGCCAGCAAGAUAUGAGGAGCCGAAGGUGGUGCUGCCAGAAUUUUGGGGGAGACCAGGCCUGAAGUGAGACUUCGCAAGCCCAGGGCGCGAUCAGAUUGCCCCCCAAAACUGCCUCAAGAAUUCUGGGUGGCGUUAAGACAGCAGACUUAUAUUCUCGACGUUGAUUUUGGUGUGAAGAAUUCAGAAAUCCAGGGUAGAGAAUCCGUAGAUUCGUGUUUCUCAAUCUUGGCAACUUUAAGGAUAGACGUCCCACACCAGGAAUUUCCCAGCCUGCAUGGCUGGCCUAGGGGAUUCUGGGAGUUGAAGUCCACCCCUCUUAAAGUUGCUGACCUCCAUUGGGGAUCAGGUUGGGGAAUUCUGGGAAUUAAAGUCCCUCCCCUCCGCCAGUCUUAAAGUUGCUGAGCCCAUGUUGUGCUGAGGAAUUGUGGGAGUUGAAGUCCACCCCUCUUAAGAGUUGCUGAGGUUGCUGACCUCCAUGUUGACUGGGGAAUUCUGGGAAUUGAAGUCCACCCGUCUUAAAAUUGCUGAGGUUGCUGACCUCCAUAUUGACUGGGGGUUUCUGGGAAUUGAAGUCCCGCCCCAUCUUAAAGUUGCUGACCUCCAUGCUAUCUGGGGAAUUCUGGGAGUUAAACUUUCCCCAUCUUAAAGUUGCUGAGGUUGCUGACCUCCAUU
Messenger RNA from Crotalus tigris (Tiger rattlesnake), 2675 nucleotides. Its product is annotated as protein ANTAGONIST OF LIKE HETEROCHROMATIN PROTEIN 1-like. NCBI's taxonomy places the organism in Eukaryota, Metazoa, Chordata, Lepidosauria, Squamata, Viperidae. The record is from RefSeq and is a predicted model, not a curated record. The transcript has 2 exons. The coding region runs from base 630 to 2018 and encodes 462 amino acids.